This is a messenger RNA of Gracilinanus agilis (Agile Gracile Mouse Opossum), 2325 nucleotides long. It is a transcript of the gene BAIAP2, whose product is annotated as BAR/IMD domain containing adaptor protein 2. Gene Ontology annotation, cellular component: nucleoplasm; cytosol. Gene Ontology annotation, biological process: actin crosslink formation; actin filament bundle assembly; positive regulation of actin filament polymerization. Gene Ontology annotation, molecular function: cytoskeletal adaptor activity; protein binding. NCBI's taxonomy places the organism in Eukaryota, Metazoa, Chordata, Mammalia, Didelphimorphia, Didelphidae. The transcript has 14 exons. The record is from RefSeq and is a predicted model, not a curated record. The coding region runs from base 30 to 1622 and encodes 530 amino acids.
UCCCCUUGCUGUCGCUCCCGCUCCGGUCUAUGGUGCAGCCGGGACCCAGGACCAUGUCGCGCUCCGAAGAGGUGCACCGACUGACCGAGAAUGUCUACAAGACAAUUAUGGAACAGUUCAACCCUAGCCUCAGGAACUUCAUUUCCAUGGGGAAGAACUAUGAAAAAGCCCUGGCAGGUGUUACAUUUGCUGCAAAAGGUUAUUUCGAUGCCCUUGUAAAAAUGGGAGAGUUGGCCAGUGAAAGUCAAGGCUCAAAAGAACUUGGGGAUGUACUCUUCCAGAUGGCAGAAGUUCACAGGCAGAUUCAGAAUCAGUUAGAAGAGAUGCUGAAGUCUUUUCACAAUGAACUACUCACACAGCUGGAGCAGAAAGUGGAAUUAGAUUCCAGGUACCUAAGUGCUGCACUGAAAAAAUACCAGACAGAGCAAAGGAGCAAAGGGGAUGCCCUUGAUAAGUGUCAGGCUGAGCUGAAGAAACUCCGUAAGAAGAGCCAGGGGAGUAAAAACCCUCAGAAGUACUCUGACAAGGAGCUGCAGUUCAUAGAUGCGAUCAGUAACAAGCAAGGUGAAUUGGAGAAUUAUGUGUCGGAUGGCUAUAAGACAGCCCUCACUGAAGAACGGAGAAGGUUUUGCUUCUUGGUGGAAAAGCAAUGUGCUGUGGCCAAAAAUUCAGUCUCCUACCAUUCUAAGGGAAAGGACAUGCUGACUCAGAAACUCCCAUUGUGGCAGCAGUCCUGUGCCGACCCCAAUAAAAUCCCAGAUCGAGCCAUCCAACUGAUGCAACAGAUGGCGGCCAGCAGCAACGGCACAGUCAUGCCCAGCUCCCUGUCUGCUUCCAAGUCCAACUUAGUCAUCUCAGAUCCCAUCCCUGGUGCCAAACCACUUCCAGUGCCCCCAGAGCUGGCCCCGUUUGUAGGGCGUAUGUCUGCCCAGGAGAAUGUGCCUGUCAUGAAUGGGGUCUCAGGUCCAGACAGUGAAGACUACAACCACUGGUCUGACAGGAAGCCAACCCAGCCCAAAUCCCUGUCUCCUCCUCAGACCCAGAACAAGAUGAGUGACUCCUACUCAAACACACUUCCUGUGCGCAAGAGCGUUGCCCCGAAAAACAGCUACGCAACCACCGAGAACAAAACUCUUCCUCGCUCUAGCUCCAUGGCAGCUGGUCUGGAGCGAAAUGGCCGAAUGAGGGUGCAAGCCAUCUUCUCCCAUGCUGCUGGUGACAACAGCACCCUUCUGAGCUUCAAAGAGGGAGAUCUCAUCACCCUGCUGGUCCCUGAGGCCCGGGAUGGCUGGCACUAUGGCGAGAGUGAGAAAACCAAAAUGAGGGGCUGGUUUCCUUUCUCCUACACCCGAGUUUUGGACAGUGAAGUCAGUGACAGAUUGCACAUGAGUCUGCAACAAGGAAAAAGCAGCAGCACAGGCAACCUCCUAGACAAAGAGGAUCUGGCCAUCCCACCCCCAGAUUAUGGGGUGUCCUCUUCAAGGGCCUUCCCGGCCCAGACGGCCAGCACCUUCAAGCAAAGACCCUACAGCGUGGCCGUACCUGCCUUCUCCCAGGGCCUAGAUGACUAUGGUUCCCGAUCUGUGAGCAGUGGCAGUGGGACUCUGGUCUCAACAGUGUGAGGACCCCUUGACUAGAAAUGGCACCUGCUGCUUUGAAGAGAUUUUCUGCUUCUCUUUUUCCCUUCCCCCUGACUUGAUUUCUCUGAUUUAUUUGGUCUCUCCCUUUUUCUUUUUCCCCUUCUUCAACUCAUUGGUUUGUUCUUGGGUAGUCUUUUUUCCCCCUUGCCUUUUGGUUGGUGACAUUUUAAACUCUGUGAUCAUCAAGGAUCCAUGGUGCUGCUUCAUCUCUGUUUCUUUAUUCCUCAUCCCUGCCCUGCCCCCGACUCUGGUCCAAAGCCUUUCAGAGUACAAACUGCCCAAUGGGGGUGUCUGCUCCCCUGGGGAGUGGCAACUUGGAUGCAGUGUCUACAACCUUUCUGCUGCCUCCUUCUCCCCGCAUACCUUUGGAUGUACAAUGCACUAUCCCUUUUCUAAAGCUCUUUCCUGAGCCAUGUUUAGAGUUUGAAAGCAAAAGAAAAUCCUUAGCAGAUAAAGGACUCCCUCCAUGGCACCCCCAAAUACCAACACCUUCAUACACACCACAAAACAAAACACAUCCAAACCCAAUAUGCAUGGACUAAUGGUGUAUAUACUGUUACUUUUUUUUUUUCCCCAAUAUGACUUUCACUGGGUUCACAGCCCAGUUUCUUUAUUAGGAAAGGGAAGGCAGACUAAAGACUCUUAGAAAGGCUAUGGUCUUUCUCUUUGAGGGCAGGCUUGAAAU